This is a messenger RNA of Sporisorium graminicola, 1068 nucleotides long. RefSeq lists its product as uncharacterized. Bases 1 to 1068 code for a protein of 355 amino acids. The record is from RefSeq and is a predicted model, not a curated record. The transcript has a single exon. NCBI's taxonomy places the organism in Eukaryota, Fungi, Basidiomycota, Ustilaginomycetes, Ustilaginales, Ustilaginaceae.
AUGCUCGCCACUGCCACCGUCACCCCCGCUCCCUCCUCGUUCGAGCCUCCUCAGAACAAGGAUCGCACGUUCGGUGCUCGUUUCGAGACCAAGGAUCUCAUCCAAUUUGAUGAGAACGCGGUCUACGGUGACUGGCGCGAUGAGUUCCACAAGAACGGCUGCGUCGUCAUCAAGAACGCUAUCUCCAAGGAGCGCGCCAAGUACUACGCCGACAAGCAGAUCCAAUGGCUUAAGAACUUUGAGCUGGGCUUCGACGAGAACGAUCCCGAGACAUGGACUGCCGACCACCUGCCGGUCAGCUUCAAAGGAGGAAUGUAUUUUGCGUACGCCUCUACACACGAAAAGAUGGCCUGGGAAGCCCGCACCGAGCCUAAGAUUAUCGAGGUGUUCGAAAAGUUGUGGGGCACCAAGGAGCUCCUCUGCUCGUUUGAUGGCAUGAACAUCUCGCUUCCCAACCGCAAGGACCUCAACUGGAGUCCCUGGCCUCACUGCGAUCAGAACCCAGAGCGCAAGGGAAUGCAAGCCGUCCAAGGUCUGCUCAACUAUGCUCCUAACGGUCCCAAGGAUGGUGGUCUGAUGCUCAUGCGUGGCUCGGCCAAGCUGUUCAACGAGUUCUUCGCCCACAAGCGCGAAUCGGCCGACCACGAAGAUGCCCCUCCUCCCGAGCUCAAGUACAUGGACUUGUUCCUGUUCAGUGAAAAGGACAUCAAGUGGUUCGAGGAGCGAGGUUGCGAAAUGUUCAAGGUUGACAUGGAGCCUGGUGACUUUGUUCUUUGGGACUCGCGCACCAUGCACUAUGCACGCUUGCCUGAGGGCAACCAGAUUCGCCACGUGCAAUACAUCUGUAUGACGCCCAAAGCGUACGCCAACCAGGAAGCGCUCGAUGCCAAGAAGGAGUGCUUCAACAACUGGAUCGGCACCACUCACUGGCCUCACUGCAACAUUCGUCCCGCAGAAGAUAAACCCUUGCGCAACGGCAAGCUCUGCCCCAAGUACCGCAGCGAGCCGUUCGAGAAGCCCGAACUGACUGACCAGGUGCUCCGUCUGGCUGGUGUCAAGGACUACUAG